AUGCGUGAGAUCAGGUCGACUCUCUCCCAGCAGCAGGAGCAGAUUCAUCAGCUGCAGGAGCAGUUAACGGAAUCACCAGAAACGGCAGCGGACACAGGGGGAAGUGGUGCGGAGGUGGCUGACCGUGAUGCGCUUACCUUCGCCGACAUACAGUCCUUUGAGCGUCGUGUCUGCCGUGUUGUGCUCAACGCUGUGAAUGAUCUACCUGUCGUGCUGCGCCGCGGCAUUGACGACUUCGGAACGCUGGAGCUUCUGUGUCUUUGUGGCGGCGGUGACGUGGGCACCCGUGUGCGGGAGCGCUGGGCCGCCUUCAAGCGUUUCUUCCCGCUGCUCUCGGGCGACUACGCGACAGUGCGGGGUCUACUGGCGACAGGCGACGCGCCGCCCACAGCACGUGCGCGCGAGGCACUCGUGCGCUUUGCUGGCGUCAUUAGGCGCAUUCAGCGCAUGACAGACGGCGAGAUCGUGCAGAUCACGAUGUAG
Messenger RNA from Trypanosoma grayi, 483 nucleotides. RefSeq lists its product as hypothetical. Lineage: Eukaryota; Euglenozoa; Kinetoplastea; Trypanosomatida; Trypanosomatidae. The coding region runs from base 1 to 483 and encodes 160 amino acids. The transcript has a single exon. The record is from RefSeq and is a predicted model, not a curated record.